Molecule: messenger RNA, 2877 nt
Organism: Anopheles merus
Lineage: Eukaryota; Metazoa; Arthropoda; Insecta; Diptera; Culicidae
Gene: ImpE1
Exons: 8
Coding region: 259-2724 (821 amino acids)
Molecular function (GO): protein binding
Source: RefSeq, a predicted model, not a curated record
CCGCGCUGGAUAGUCGACAUUUCCCGGCAUCUCGCGGCUUUUUCCAUUUCGCGCUCGGUGUUGUUCAUCUUCCACCCUGCUCGGCAGACGAGACGUGAACCAAUCAAAAAGGGGGUUGUGAACAAACAGUGUGCAAACAGUGUGCAUUUUAAAUUGAUAAAAAUAGUUCAAAAGAGCACGAAAAAAAGGAAAGGCUUUUCCCAGGACAACUACAACUACGCUUUAUUACAAGAAGUUACCAACAGAACGGCUUGUACGAUGAACAUAAAAAUAUCAUUACUAGCUUUAAUGCUAAUGAUAGGCACGACGGCAAUGGCCGCGACCGGACUGCUGCUGGGCGACACCUGCCAGCACGACAUGGACUGUUCGGACAGCGUCAAGGGCAGCUACUGCACCCUGGAGGGCAUCUGCGAGUGCAGUCCGUUCUUCGUGCGGCUUAACGAGUCUUCCUGUCUACCAUCCCAGCUGCUGGAGAGCGAAUGUAGCCUGUCCGAGCAGUGUUCGAUGCGUGUGGCCAACAGUAGCUGCAUCGGUGGUCGCUGCCAGUGCGACGGAGGGUUUCUACAGUUCCGCAAACAUACCUGUCUUUCGCCCGCCCAGCCGAGCACGGUUUGCUACAGCCACGCGCACUGCCGCAUGUGGGACGCGGCGAGCCACUGCGACUUCCUCAUCCCGAACCUGUUCGGGCGCUGUCAGUGCACCUCGCCGGCGCGCCAAAACGGACCGACCUGUGUGACGGACCCGGUAACGGAAGCGGUGCCAGCCGAGCCGGAGCUGCUGCCAGCUUUCACCAAACCGCAGCAGCAAGCGCCCGCCGUUACGGAGCAGAUGGACAAUGAGCUCGGCUCGAUCGAUCGAAUGUCAACCACGACGGAGGACGACGUGAUCGUGGUGGACAACAUUGUGCAGCGGGACGAUGCACAGGACGAGCGGAUGUCGUCGGCGGAGGACCACAUUACCACGGAAUAUCAGUCGGCCGGUUCGGAAGAGGAUGGUAUCAGCACGACGGACUUUAUCGAGAUUACGAGCAGCCGCUAUCCGGGCGAGGGUGAGCGUGUGACGACGACCGUGAGCGGUAUGGAGCGGUACGAGAACACGGAGGAGUAUGCGAACCUGGAGCAGGAGGUGGAGGAGCAGUUCAAGCGGCAGGAGCUUGCCGACGCUCUCGCGACAACGACGGCCGGUGCUUGGGCUAGCGAAAUUGCCGAAGCCAUUACGUCGCAGGAGCGGGAACAGGAUGCCCUGGACAAGAGUGACAGCGAGGGUGUGACGACGAUCGAAGUGGUGACCGUUUCAAACGAUGGACAAACGACGGAACGCAGUGAGACGACGACCCUAACACAGAACCAUGAGCCUACCACCACAGAGCUGCAGUACGACACGGAGGAACCAAGUGAUGUUGAGAACGAAGUGGAGCUGGUGGAGUACGAUCGUACGGAUGCACCUGAAGCUACGUACACCCAGCAAGCCGCUUCUCUGGUACAGCAAGAAACUACCAAUGCCACUACGGAACAAAUGGAAGAAACGACACUGGCAGCCACCUCCACCGAGCAAUCGAACACGGAAGCGAACGAUGCGAAGGAACUAACGACGACCGAGCUGAUCGAACAGUACCACGAUGUGCAGCUGCGCCGCCAGGACUCGAAGCUGUUCGACGAGGAAGAGGUAGAGGAGCUAGUUGAGAAGAGUUCCGCCCCGAAGGAACGGUUUGAGGCGCGCGAAACGACCCGCCACGCCGAGCAUGAGAACGAAAUCGUCGACACGCACGCAGUUGACACGACCACGGAAACGUUGCUAAGGUUGGCCAGCCGUACGACGGCGAUGGAACCGGAAGCACCGCUCUCCACCACCACGGCAGCCACAUCCACUGCAAGAAUACGCACUCGUGUGGACUUGGGAGACGGACCCGUUUCAUUGGGACUGUCCUGUGCCAGUAACGAACAGUGCCAGUUGGCCGACCCGUACAGCUACUGUAACGAUGAGGGACGCUGCGACUGUUCCUACCGCACGCCGGACGAUGCUUGCCGGGCCACCAACACUGGCUGCUCUCGGGGAACGUUCCAGUGCCGCUCGAGCGGAAUCUGCAUCAGCUGGUUCUUCGUGUGCGAUGGACGCCCGGAUUGUAGCGACGCGUCCGAUGAGGAGUGCAAUUUCUCACAGAAGGCGAACGGUACGCAGCAGCAGCGGGCGGCCAGCUGUCCGGAGCUGUCGUUCCGGUGCGAAAAGAGUGGCCGCUGCAUAUCGCGGGCCGGCAUCUGCGACGGAAAGGCCCAGUGCCCGCACGGCGAGGACGAGGUUGGGUGCGAUUUCCGCAAGUCGCGCAAGUGCCCGGAGCACACGUUCAUGUGCCGCAGCGGGGAGUGUUUGCCCGAGUACGAGUACUGCAAUGCGAUCGUGUCCUGCCGGGAUGGAAGCGACGAACCGCCGCACCUGUGCGGAUCGCGUGCCGUGCCGAACUUUUUCGUGAAGCUGCUGAGCGGUCCGACGGCACGGGGCCGGAACUACUGCCCGAUGCGCUGCGCCAACGGACGGUGCCGCUCGACCGCGAUUGUCUGCUCGGGCCGGGACGGGUGUGGUGAUGGUAGCGAUGAGGAUCGGUGCUCCGUUUGCCGAUGCCCGGCGCCUGCCUACAACAACGUCCUCGCACCGAUCGUACCGGCCGUCGUGUCCAAGCCAAGGAGUAGAACGAGCCGCAUCACCGGUGGACACUGGUCACGAACAUAAAGUCCUCGCAGGACCAUGGACCUGGCGGGCUGAGUGGCUACACGCAGCUACGGCUCGAACGGCCAUAAAUAGGUUCGCGGUACCACUGCACUCGGCAGCACGCUGUGCUGUGAUUGUGCUGAUUCUUUUUUUUUUUUUUUUGUAAAUAAAAGG